AUGGGCUCCGGUAAAACGAUACUUCUGGUUCUUAGGGUCCUGGCCCCUUUGAUCGCACUAGGAUUAACUGGACUGGGUGUCUGGUCCAGGCUCAUUAUUGUAGAUGCCCGACAGCGUCAGAGCACCAUCUUCGCGGCUAUUCAGUCGCAGCCCGAAGCCAUGGCACUCUGGAGAGACUUUUUCAAGGCGAUUCUCGGUGGGAAUGUCAAGAUCCUAGCCGCUAUUGGCUCGACUGCCUCUGCUUCUUUCCUGGGUAUUAUCCUGGUCAUGGCCACGAUUCUGCUUCGUAUGCGUGUGCCCUCUGCGGUUCUCAUUCCCCUGGAAUUCCUGUGCAUGUGCGGUAUGGGAGCGGCAUUCGGUCUCUCGCUCUGGUUUGCUGUGAGGUUGAACUCGUUCACCAAGGUAGCUCUUAACACGGGUGACUCUCCGGAACUCGGGCGGUUCGUCAUGCUGGUGAAAUACAGCCUGGGCUACGUUAUCGCGGCUGCUACCGCGUCGUUGAUGUAUCUGAUCACCUUCAUCAUGGGAAUCGUCAAGGCGCGCAGCCAUGCUCAAGACAGCAACCGAAGCUGCUCUUUCGAACCCACGGCAUCUGGACUGGGCAUGAACCAUGGAUACUCGGACGACUACCAUGGCGCAAGCGUGUAUGACCCGGAAGUAGGUUUGACUCUGGACAAGGCGGACGCGGCAGCAUGGACCCGUGCGCAGGAGAGAGAGUCGGUGGGCAAGGACGUGGGAGUACAACGGGUUGACUCGAUUGAGAGCCAAAAGGCCAGAAUGUCUUUCGGAUCCGACUAUGGCAGCACUGUGUCGUUGAAUCUGCAGAAGCCCGAACCAGCACAGGUAGCCCGACCCGUGAGGCCGUGGAGCGUAGCCCACAGCUCAGUCAAGGGAGACGAAGUCGCACACGCAAUGUAAAAAUCGCGAACACUUC
Molecule: messenger RNA, 934 nt
Organism: Exserohilum turcica Et28A
Lineage: Eukaryota; Fungi; Ascomycota; Dothideomycetes; Pleosporales; Pleosporaceae
Exons: 3
Coding region: 1-918 (305 amino acids)
Source: RefSeq, a predicted model, not a curated record